AUGAAAUUAUCAACUCUAUUCAUAACAUUGCUAUUGAUUGGAGUAAGCUAUUCCCAACCAGAUGUAUCGAAUUCAUACCUUGGUGUUGGUGAUACUGGUGUAUCAUAUUUCCCAUCAUACCUCAAUUUACAAAUGCAUAUUCGAUGCUAUUCCAAUGUGACUGCUGCCAAUCAAAAUGGACCUAUUGCUCUGUUUGAUUCGGGUCUUCCAUUCUUCUCAACAGCAUGGGUACCGAUCAUUCCAUCGGCACUUGCCAAUAUGCCAUCUUGGAAUAUUAGUAAAGCUUGUUUUAUGGAUCGUUACGGAUACGGUUGGUCAAACUCUUCGUCCUAUCCAAUCACCACUCAAGAAUAUGUUGUUCGUCUUCGUGGCUCACUUCAAGUGGCUGGAUUAACUGGAAAGUAUAUCCUUGUUGGUUGGUCUUGGGGAAGUAUUUUUAUUCAAACCUAUUCAUUGACCUAUCCAAAAGAAGUAGUUGGAAUACUCAGCAUCGAUGGAACUGAUAGUAAAUGGGGAUUAAUCCCAUCCAACCAACAAAAUGUCAUCACACUAUCCGAUGCAGUCAAAGGAUAUAUCAAUAUGAAUAAUAUGGGUACACUUGAACCAUUGGCCAGAUCAGGAAUGGUUGGAUCCUAUUUUGGAUGGUUACCAGAUGCAUUGGUCAGUUCUGGAUACACUCAAUGUUCAUUGACAGCAUCACAAUCCAUAUUCUUGGACAGUACCAACAAAUUCCUCAAAACAGCCAUUCAAGAAUACAACAUUAUGGUGAUAUCAUCAGCCAUUCUCAACUUUACAUACACCAUCAAAUCAACUCCAACACCACUCAAAGAUCUUCCCUACAUCAAUAUUUACAGUUCCUAUGUCGAAGAUCCAGAAUGGAGUAAUCGUCAAACAUUGAUGACAUCACUCUCAACCAACUCACAAUCGUUUGAAUUUACAACAGGACAUUACUUCCCAUUCCACAACCCAACAGCCAUUGUAUCAGGUAUCAAUGCACUCGCCAACAAGAUUAAAUCAAAUCCUGCUCAAUUAUGGGGUACUGCAUUAUUCUAA
Molecule: messenger RNA, 1053 nt
Organism: Cavenderia fasciculata
Lineage: Eukaryota; Evosea; Eumycetozoa; Acytosteliales; Cavenderiaceae
Exons: 1
Coding region: 1-1053 (350 amino acids)
Source: RefSeq, a predicted model, not a curated record